This is a messenger RNA of Electrophorus electricus (electric eel), 645 nucleotides long. NCBI's taxonomy places the organism in Eukaryota, Metazoa, Chordata, Actinopteri, Gymnotiformes, Gymnotidae. The record is from RefSeq and is a predicted model, not a curated record.
CGAAGGUCGAAUAGGAAUGGCUGCUGUGAGGUUGAGAGAGGGGAUGGCUUUUGAUGGCUCUGUCAUGCAUCAACACGUGGAGAGCUACCUGCCUGCAUACAGCAGACCACGUUUCAUUAGGAUCCAGAGGGCGAUGAACAUCACCAGCACCUUUAAACAAAUGAAGGUGAAGCUGGCUGAGGAGGGAUUCAACCCAAAGACCAUCCAGGACCCACUUUACUUCCUGGAUGAUGAGAAGAAGACUUACGUGGCCAUGACGGAGGAUAUUUUCAGUUCCAUCUGUGACGGAAGACUGAGAUUAUAACGAGGAGGAUGGAGAGAGAGAGAACUUUCAUUCAGCCUGUAACAACACAACUGCCAAUCAAGUGCCUUAAAAUCAGGGAAAGUUUAUUUUCUAUUUAAACAGAGCCAAACAUAACCAAAAUGUGAUUACACUGGUGCUAGGCCACAAAAAUAACAGAUUUUUUACAUGAAUUCUGAAUUAAGUAAUAAAAGUAGCCAUAGCACAGAUCUCUGUUUAAUACCAAAAGCAAUGAUUUUUGUAUAAUUUUGAAAAUAAUUAUGAAGGUGGGGGCUGUGGGUUAAUGAUUAAUUAAAGAACCAGUGGGAAAUCUAAAGUUAAUAAAGGUUUGUAAGAUAUUUGUA